AUGUCGGUGAAUAUGGAGGAACUGCGGCACCAGGUGAUGAUUAAUCAGUUCGUGCUGGCGGCGGGCUGUGCGGCGGACCAGGCCAAGCAGCUCCUGCAGGCGGCACACUGGCAGUUCGAGACUGCUCUCAGCACAUUUUUCCAAGAAUCUAAUAUCCCUAGUGCUCAACAUCAUCCACACAUGAUGUGUACACCAAGCAACACACCAGCCACUCCGCCCAACUUCCCUGAUGCUUUAGCCAUGUUUUCAAAGCUGCGUACCUCUGAGAGCUUACAGAACAGCAGCAGUCCAGCCACCUCAAAUGCCUGCUCCCCUCCAGGCAACUUCAGCCCACACUGGGCCUCCUCUCCACCAAACCAACAACCUGUUUGGCUUCCCCCAGCCUCUCCCACCACACAUCUCCAUCACCACCACCAUCAUGCACAGCCUGCAUGGCCCCCUACCUCCCAGCCUUCAGGGGGCCCACAGAAAGCCAUGACGGCCAUGGAUGCACAAAGAUAA
This is a messenger RNA of Staurois parvus, 501 nucleotides long. Lineage: Eukaryota; Metazoa; Chordata; Amphibia; Anura; Ranidae. The record is from the annotation of a GenBank genome assembly.